UGAGAGGGGAGAAGUAGUCAGAAACAUGGCUGCUCCCGUGGAUGACAUGUUUUCCCUCUGCGUGGAACCCGGCAAAGCCGCUGGCAGUGUGGAGGUGAGGUUUAUCGACAACAUUAAGGGCAAAGGUCUUUUUGCCAAAAGGAGCAUCAAGAAGGGAGAUGUCAUCUUUGUGGAGCGGCCCCUGAUUUCGGCCCAGUUCCUGUGGAAUUCUUUGUAUAAAUAUAAAGCCUGUGAGUACUGCUUACGAGCUCUGGAGACGGCCGAGGAGAAUGCCAGGAGACUCAGCGGGAUCCCAGGACUCAGCCUCCCACACCCCGAGCUCUGCCGAGUCCGACCGGAGCUGCACCAGGCGUGUCCUCAGUGUCAGGUGUUGUACUGUAGCAGUGAGUGUCGGCAGGCUGCAGCAGACCAGUAUCAUCGAGUUCUCUGUCUGGGCCCUUCUCAGGAAGAUCCUGACCAUCCAAUCAACAAACUCAAAGAUGCAUGGAGGAGCGUGCAUUACCCUCCGGAGACCUCCAGCAUCAUGCUGAUGGCUAAGAUGGUAGCGGUGGUCAAACAGGCCAAAGACAAAUCCCACUGGCAGAAGCUGUUUUCACAUUUCUGCAGCCGAGCAGCCAAUGAGGAAGAGGAGAUCGCUCAUAAGCUCCUCGGAGAGAAGUUCAGAGGACAGCUGGCCUUGUUACACAGCCUUUUUAAAGCAGCACUUUAUGACGAUCAUCUCAGUCGGUGGUUUGUCCCUGAGGGUUUCCGCUCUCUGUUUGCCCUCGUGGGAACGAACGGCCAAGGCAUAGGAACAAGCUCUUUGAGUCAGUGGGUUCAUGCCUGUGAUGCACUUGAGCUUCCUGCCCAGCAGAGGGAGCAGUUGGACUCCUUUAUCGACCAGCUGUACAAGGACAUUGAGAAAGAAACUGGAGACUUCUUGAACUGCGAGGGCUCUGGACUGUUUCUGCUUCAAAGCUCAUGUAACCACAGCUGCGUACCCAAUGCAGAGGCGUCCUUCCCCGACAACAACUUCCUGCUCCAGCUCAGCGCCCUCAGUGACAUCAGCCCAGGAGAGGAGAUCUGCAUCAGUUAUUUGGACUGCUGUCAGCGGGACCGAAGCCGGCACAGCAGACACAAAAUUCUGAGGGAGAACUACCUGUUCGUCUGCUCGUGUCCAAAGUGCGUCUCACAGAUGGACGAGCUGGAUGUGACAUCAGACGAGGACGAGGAGGAAGAAGGAGAGGCAGAAGGUGAAACAGAGGGGGAUGAGAUGGAGGAUGAGAUGACAGAUGUCUGAUGAAAGACUUGCUCAUACUUCCUGUUCCUGCCGCCACGCUAAGCAACCAAUGAAGCCCAGAAGAAUAAAGAGCAGUCCAAACGUGUGGAAAAAAAUCUCUCGUUAUCACUCAUUCUGUGUCUCAUGUAAGAGUCUCGGAGAAAGUUUUCUCCUUAAAUCAGGCACAUAUAAGGUAAAGAAGCAGGGCCGCAUCGGGACAGUGCUGUUAUUUCAUUAUUCUCUCUCUACUUCAGCACACUGGGGGUUUAAAAUAAAACACAGGACUAUGACUUUGAACUUCCAGGGUUUUUGAUCAUGCUGGCGUCCACACUGGUUGGACAUUAAAGCACUGCUAUGCCUUUUUACCCCCCAGAGAACAUGUAUAAAAGGGCUACUAUUGCCACACAUCUCAUGAAAUAUGAAUAAAAACACUUAAAUCUG
Cheilinus undulatus (humphead wrasse) is the source of this 1699-nucleotide messenger RNA. It is a transcript of the gene smyd5, whose product is annotated as SMYD family member 5. The transcript is spliced from 13 exons. The coding region runs from base 26 to 1279 and encodes 417 amino acids. The record is from RefSeq and is a predicted model, not a curated record. Gene Ontology annotation, molecular function: protein binding; histone H4K20 methyltransferase activity. NCBI's taxonomy places the organism in Eukaryota, Metazoa, Chordata, Actinopteri, Labriformes, Labridae.